Xiphias gladius (swordfish) is the source of this 1134-nucleotide messenger RNA. Its product is annotated as keratin, type I cytoskeletal 13-like. Gene Ontology annotation, molecular function: structural molecule activity. NCBI's taxonomy places the organism in Eukaryota, Metazoa, Chordata, Actinopteri, Istiophoriformes, Xiphiidae. The record is from RefSeq and is a predicted model, not a curated record. The coding region runs from base 1 to 1134 and encodes 377 amino acids. The transcript has 6 exons.
AUGGGCAGUAGUAGGUCCAUGUACGGUGGUGCCGGUGGCAGACAGGUCCGGAUCUCCAGCGGUGGCUCCUCCAUGUCCAUGUACAGCAGCGGAGGUGGUGGAAGUGGUGGAGCUGGCUAUGGCUUCAGCUUUGGUGGAGGUGCAGGUGCAAGUGCAGGGAUCAGAGUGGGCGGUGGCGGUGAGAUGGACAUCUCCGCCAACGAGAAGUCCACCAUGCAGAACCUGAACGACCGCCUGUCCUCCUACCUGGAGAAGGUCCACAAGCUGGAGUCGGCCAACGGCGACCUGGAGCUAAAGAUCAGACAGUUCCUGGAGAACAAGGUUUCCCCCACCGCCAGAGACUACAGCGCCUUCUACGCCACCAUCGUAGAGCUGCAGGGAAAGAUCCAGGACACUACCAAAGUCAACGCUGGCACCUACCUCUGCAUCGACAACGCCAAGCUGGCCGCUGACGACUUCAGGGUCAAGUUCGAUAACGAGCUGGCCAUGCGUCAGUCGGUGGAGGCCGACUGUGGCGGGCUGAGGAGAGUCCUGGACGAGCUGACUCUGGCCAGGACCGACCUGGAGAUGCAGAUCGAAGGGCUGAGGGAGGAACUGAUCUACCUCAAGAAGAACCACGAGGAGGACCUGCUGGCUCUGCGAGCUCAGAUGAACAGUGAGGUCCACGUGGAGGUGGACGCCGCUCCUCAGCAGGACCUCACCAAAGUCAUGGAGGAGAUCAGAGAGCACUACGAGGGUGUCGCCACCAAGAACCGCAGAGACCUGGAGUCCUGGUUCCAGACAAAGACAGAAAUACUAAGCAAAGAAGUGGUUGCCAACACAGAAACCCUCCAGAUGUCCAGUUCAGAGAUCGUAGAGCGCAAACGGUCGCUGCAGGUCCUGGAAAUCGAGCUGCAGUCCCAGCUCAGCAUGAGAGCGGGGUCGGAGGCCACCCUAGCCGAAACUCAGAACCGGUACGCCGUGCAGCUGUCGGGUUACCAGAACCAGGUGGGCAGUCUGGAGGAGCAGCUGAUGCAGCUGAGGGCCGACCUGGAGCGUCAGGGACACGAGUACCAGAUUCUGCUGGACAUCAAGACCAGACUGGAGAUGGAGAUCGCCGAGUACAGGAGGCUGCUGGACGGAGAGUGCAGGUGA